This is a messenger RNA of Aspergillus aculeatinus CBS 121060, 1107 nucleotides long. RefSeq lists its product as uncharacterized. The transcript has 5 exons. Lineage: Eukaryota; Fungi; Ascomycota; Eurotiomycetes; Eurotiales; Aspergillaceae. Bases 111 to 701 code for a protein of 196 amino acids. The record is from RefSeq and is a predicted model, not a curated record.
AAGCGUCACAGCUCGUGUUGAGUGGCGCCGAGCAGAACGCUGCCGCGCUGCAGGGGCUCGCGCACAUCUCGCCCAUCAUCACGAGAUAUGCGAAAGUGGAGGAGAUAUACAUGGAGCAACGACGGAAGAAUGAUGCGGUCACUUUCGAAAAAGACUUCAGGGCGCAGGUUGUCAAACUCUACGUCGGUAUUUUGGUAUAUCAGGGGACGAUCAUCGCGCACAGUAAGCGGCACCGUAUUGUCCAGUAUGCGAGAGCAGUUCCAAAGGUUGAUGACUGGAGCACGUUAUUGCAAGAUAUCAUGGACGCGGAUGCAGAGUGUAGGAAGUUUACUCGCAUUUUCGAUUCGGAAGAACACAGGGUCCGGCACUGGGAGCUCAAGGACAUCUUGGACCAACAGGACCAGCAAAUGGAAAUGUUAUCUCGUCAAAUUGGCGAUAUACACGUGCAAAGUGAAGCACUAUUCAGCCAUGCUGAUUGGCGUGAGAAUACGGAAAUCCUUGAUUGGGUCUCAACUACCUUGCCCGGCGACGACCAUACCCGAAUCCUAGAGCAUGGGAAGCUGAACAGCGACUACGCCAAUUCAGGAGAAUGGCUCUUUUCCCGACCGGAGUUUCAGUCGUGGAGUAGCGCCGAUGACGACAGCCAGCCAGUACUCUGGUUGCCUGGACCAGUCGGCACAGGCAAGAGUUCCUUGAUGUAAGCUGGCCUGGUCUCCGUUUUAGACGAAGCUGGAAUCUAAUUGGAGACUUCCAAAGGUGCCUUGUUAUUGAACAAUGUCGAAAACGAUUCCUGCCCGUUGGCAAGGAAGCUCAUCGACUCGCAUUCUUCUACUUUUCGAGAAAACAGGGGACAGAGGAAGCAAACAGUCCGAAGACUCUGCUCCGGAGCCUUCUGCGUCAACUAGCUUGGUCACCAACCAAUCGCUCAAUCUCACCCGUCGUCAAAGAGAAAUACCGACAAUGGCAGCAAAAUCAGGGCUAUGGGGGUUAUCGGCUGCGUACAGAUGACUGUACAAAGCUGAUAACGCAGCUCAUCUCAUCCCAGGAUCAUACAAAGAUCAUCAUCGAUGCUUUGGAUGAAUGUUCCGACUAUGACGAGCUCCUGUC